This is a messenger RNA of Fomitopsis serialis, 657 nucleotides long. RefSeq lists its product as uncharacterized. The transcript is spliced from 2 exons. Lineage: Eukaryota; Fungi; Basidiomycota; Agaricomycetes; Polyporales; Fomitopsidaceae. The record is from RefSeq and is a predicted model, not a curated record. Bases 1 to 657 code for a protein of 218 amino acids.
AUGUCUACAAGGAGGAGAGUCGGCUUCAGUAACACGACCUCAGAGGCGUCGCGGCGGCAGCUGAUGCAACCGGUGCCCUGCUGGGAGAAAGUCUGGGUGCUCCCAGACAACGCAGGGCCAGGUUCGACUCUGAAGAUAUACAAGUGGGUGAAAACCGAAAAGAAGCAGCAAUUCAGUGACGAUGAGAACGAAACCGACCAACCGCUCGCGCCUCUCCCCGAACCAGAUGAGGUCGAGGUGGUCGAUGGCGACGAGGAGAUAGACCAAGACGAGGCCAACACGUCCAUCGCUCCCGAGACUGCCGCCGCCUCGCGCGACGUCUCCGAGAUGCCCAUAGGGCCCAAGGACGACGCGCUCUCCAAGCCAGGCACGCCGAAGCCGCACCCGCUCUCCAUGUCCUUCAUGCCGGAGCCAGACGUGGACGACGCGCUCGACGACCUGCUGAAGCCGCGCGAGGGCGAGCUUGACGCAGCGGUGGGCGCGGACGGGAUGGGCGACAUGGGCGGUAUGACGCUGGACAUGUCGGGCGUGGGCCCGGAUGGGGAGCCGUUCGAGGGCGCGACCCUCAGUCAGCUCCAGUCGGAUGAUGCGCUGCUAGGUGCCGGUGGGCUCAUGGAUAGCAGUAUGGACGACCCAUUCGCACCCCCUUCCUCGUGA